AUGAGUAUAGAUUCAAGUCUUGGCUCAACAGCCCACGAACCUGUGGCUGAUACCUCAGGCGAUAUAGCCAAGUCACAAGAAGAGCAAGAGAAAAGUCAAUCUAAACUAUCUUCAGCAUCCAUUCUUUCAACUCUAUGCUCGCCAUUCAGUGCACUUUUAUCCGGAUCCCAAAGCAAGGGUACGCCAGAAUCGAAUAACGAACGCAAACAAGAGGCGAAGAUUGAGGUUAAAGAGCCAGAAGCGUAUUACGCGCCGAGUGAAGUACCGAUGUUUAAGAAACUUCAGAAGAAAAGGUUAUCAGGUACGCGGACGAAACAACUUCUUCGUGCGGCUGGUCGUGCCUAUAAUGAUCCGCCACCACCGCCUGAAUUGGGAAGUUGUUGUGGAAGUUCAUGUGAUCCAUGUGUAAAUACGUUGUGGCGUGAAGAGAGAGAUGUGUGGAGAGAACGGUGGGGAGAUAGGAAGGUGGAGAAUGUGGAUGAGAAUGGGAGAAAGAAGGAAUUGGAGUGGUAG
Molecule: messenger RNA, 513 nt
Organism: Penicillium odoratum
Lineage: Eukaryota; Fungi; Ascomycota; Eurotiomycetes; Eurotiales; Aspergillaceae
Exons: 1
Coding region: 1-513 (170 amino acids)
Source: RefSeq, a predicted model, not a curated record